Olea europaea var. sylvestris is the source of this 5333-nucleotide messenger RNA. RefSeq lists its product as uncharacterized. The coding region runs from base 583 to 4890 and encodes 1435 amino acids. The record is from RefSeq and is a predicted model, not a curated record. The transcript has 4 exons. Lineage: Eukaryota; Viridiplantae; Streptophyta; Magnoliopsida; Lamiales; Oleaceae.
UUGUUUAUCGAUUUUAAGCUGGGCUGUGUGUAUUAAUAAAGUUUUACCCCCAACUAUUUUUUUGUGAUCUUAUGAUCUAUAUUUCACUUAAUUCUUGGCGUUUCUCUUCAAGUAGUUUUUGACAGAGUUUCGUUUAUAGUCUUUCCUUCUGUAUCAUAGGAAAAAAAAUCUGAUCUAUACAUUGAAACUAGAUUUUGCUUUAUUCGUGACUACCAUUCACACGGACUGACCAUAGAUUUGAUUUCGGAGUCUGGAUUCUUUACAUUUCUUCUGAAUCUUUUUCCACCGUGUAAAAUAUUUCACCGAUUAUUCUGAUUUUGAGCCAGUCCGCACCAUAUGCAUGUGUAUCGGGUUGAUGGAUGGUUGAAGAAAAGGUACAAUAUUUAGGUGGGGUUGUUUGAUUUUGAUCUUAAGAGGUGGUAUUAGUGGUGGUGGGGUUGGGGACCUUUGUUGAGAGAGGCCUUAGGCUACUGUUAUGCUGAAGGGUAAGUAUGAUGAGAUAAGGCCUUGUUUUGGAGAUAAAAUAAGUUCUUGUGACUGUUUCCUAGACAGCACAAGAAGGAAGAAAAAGGCUGUUGGCAGAUGUUAUCCAUUGAAAACCCUCCACCAGAUCCCCAGUGUCCUUGUGAAAUCUCACAACUGAACAGCAGUGACAGUCAUGAGAGGCCUUCUGAUAAUAAGCAGCAGCUUGGGUUAGAUCUGUCCAGAUUCUCCAUAAGGGAUUAUGUUUUCAAAACCCGGAGCAAGGAUAUCAAGACUAAUUGGCCAUUUUCUCCGAAAAAUUUGCAGCUUUGUUUGAAACAUGGCGUGACCAAUCUGUUGCCACCUUUUCAGUCUCUCGAUUAUGCAAGAUACUCAUCAACUGAAAAAUGUGAUGUUGGAAGCGUUACCAGUGACAAAGAAAGUAUAAGCAAUCCCGAUGGGAAGCUCUCCUGUUCAAGUGAUCAUGCUGCGUCUGUCUCUUAUAACAAUAUUGGGCAUGGCCAUAAGCUAAGUGCGGACUGUGGAGAUAUUAAUGAAACUGGAUCUCCAGAAGAGAGAGAAUUUCCGUCAACCAUAACGAGUCAUUCCUGUUCUGAAAGAGAUACAGUUCCCACGAUACAAAGCACUUGUUUGGAAGCAGAAGGGAAAAAAUUCGCAGGUCCUUUGACCGAGAAGCCAGUAUCAUCCAACAAGAGCGAAAAUACGAUCAAAGAAACUGUAAAGAAGUGCAGAUUGAUUGUGAAAUUGAGCAACAUUGCUGACCUAAGGUUGCAAGAAGAUACGGGUGCAAACACUUCAGUGGUGUCAGAAACAAUGGCUUCAAAAGUGUGCCCAGUAUGCAAGAGCUUUUCAUCUUCGUCUAACACCACUUUAAAUGCCCACAUUGAUCAAUGUCUUUCUGGGGAGUCAGCGAUCAAGUGCACAGAAAAUCCUAAGGUGAUUAAGCAUAGAAUAAAGCCAAAAAAGUCAAGAUUGAUAGUAGAUGUAUAUGCAACGGCCAAACACUUUACAUUGGAGGAUCUUGACAGAAGAAAUGGUACAAACUGGGCCUCAAACAUGGGUUUUCCAGCUCCAAAUAUGGAGAUGUCUGUUGAAGAGAAGGAUGAGACACCAUCGCCUACUGAUGUUGAGGACAUCAAUGAUGAUGCUGCAGUCUACAUUGACUCCAAUGGCACAAAACUUCGUAUUCUAUCAAAGUUCAAUGUUCUGCAAUCAAACUCAAAUGCUGAUGAUGAUUGUAGACCAAGGAAACUUGAGAAACGAGAUAAAGAAAGCAAAUUUUCAUCGAGUAAGAAAAGAAAUCUCAUUAAGAAACACAAGCUCAUGAAAUGUGCUCCCCAUGGCCAAAAUAGCUGCUUUCCGAGGCACAAUCAAUGUCACGAGAUUGACGAUAGGGAACAAAGAAACAUUUCUCCUGAAGAAAGUUGUGAGAAAGACGGAUUCCUGACACAACCCUUGGAAACUCGUGAUCAGAUGAAACUAAAUAAUUUUGGGAUGAUGAGACAGUGGGUAGGCUCCAAGCGAACCGGUCUAAUGAAAAAGAUCAACGGUGGAAAUCAGCAUUCAGAUAAAGCUGUUACCAAGGACUUGAGAGUAAAAAGCCAUCAGUCUUCACUAGCUGACCCUUUUCUGAAGAGAACUAGUAGUUUGAGUUCGGCAAUUUUAUCUGAUCAGAAUCCACAAUCACCUCCUGAAAGCAGCAAAAGACAGGAGAAUUUGUCUCUUUUAUCACAUGAUGGAUGCAAGGAUCCUUCUUCGAGAAAGAGGGCAGAAAUUUCCUUGGCAGAUUCUCAAAGCUGUCACAACGAAAAGAAGAAACGUCUUAUGUUAUCUAAGUGCAGCGUGAAGCAGUUGAGGAAAGAUAGCCCAUCCGUUCUUUAUCGUACAAUGGAUCCUCCAAAUUGUAGAGUGAAUCAUGUACCACCUCAGAGUAACAAGAGAAAAGAGGUGCUCAAUCCUGCUAAAGAUUCACGUAGUUCUUUUAUCAACUCAAGAUCGUCCCAACAUCAUGCAUAUUCAUCUGGGGGUAAGAAAUUUUCAUCUUUAAGGAAUAUUUCCCUGGAUCAUGCAUUCUCAUCUAGAGGCAGAAAAUUUUCGUCUUUGAGGAAGAAUGAGUUGUCUGUCAGCGAAGCUUCUAUUCCUGAUCAGUAUAGGAAAAAAUUGAGGAGAAAAUUUUUGGACCUGAAGAAGCCUUGGGUGCAUUACAUGUCAGGAUCAGAUGAAGAAGCCCUGGCACCCCAAUCCACAAUUGUUAGGCGACAUCACAUGGUAGAUCAAUGUAAAAAUUCUACUCAGUUAGAACCAACUGAUGAGCUAUUUGUUGAUGGAACUAGGGUCUUGAAAAUUCGAAAGAAGAGAGAGGCACUUAUGGUCUGUAGGAAGGAGGAAACCAGGCCUUUGAAAAGAUCACAGCACUCUAGCCAGGUUGGGAAGAAGAUUGAUUCUUUUACUAGUGAAAGUGUUCCACCUCUUACACCCGAUGACAUGAAAUCUUCUGGAAAAGAGGUUGAGAUUUCGGACGACAUUGUGUGUGAGCCAAUCCCUGACAUGGCUGAUGGGGGAACUUUUAUGGUUUUUAGCAAAUCAUUGGAUCCUGCAUUCCCUGUGCUUGCGGGUACUUCUAAUGUGCAAGGUCUGUCACAGCAGUAUCUUGAAGCAAACAAGGAACCUUUUCUAGAUAAGCCAAUAUUGGGAGGUGAAGAGAUGUUUUGUGGGGAUGAAGUGGGGAAACUUAUCAUCACUCACAAUGUCCACACGGUGGCAGAGUUGGAUACUAAUGAAGAACCAGGAAAUUACUUUGAGGAUGUUGAUCCGAUACCUAUUCCUGGACCACCUGGAUCCUUUUUGCCUAGUCCUGGGCAUAUGGGCUCAGAAGAUCUUCAUGGAAAUUCAUCAUUAACUACCUGCAGGGUUCAAUCUUCUGAAGAUGAGCAUGAAUUAAUUGAUAUGGAUUCAUCAGAUUCUCCUGUUUCUGCCGUCUCAGCUAUAUGCAACUCCAUCGCUACAAGAUCUUAUUCUGUAUCCUUGGAGAAGUCUUUAGAACCUGAUCAUGGUGUUCAACCUGAGACUAGAUCUAGCUUCUCCCGUGCUAGCAUUGAUCCUGUGGUUGAAAGUUCCAGUCCUUUUGAGCAGGCAGCAAGUGCAGGAGAAGGAAACCUCAACCUGGAUCAGUCAAGGACUGAUUUGAUGUUUGCCGAAUCGAGUCCUCCCAGAUUCAAAAACAGUCGGCCAUGCUGUUGCUCUAGGAAGGAGGGAGCUUUAUCGGGUGUUGCUUUAAACAAUCAAGAAUCACAACUUUCACGGAGGAGAACUAUGUCUUCACUUGCACUUCCUGCCGUAGAAAAGCAAAUGGGUGGUUUUGCAAAGAGAACGUGUGAAAGUCUCAACUCGAGGUCAGAAAUAUUCUCUAUGAGCAAGUCAAGUUCAGAACCCGAAGAAAAUAUUGCAAAAUCAUCCGCAGGGCAUAUGCCUAUGCAGUUUAUAAAUUCUGAGGUUAAGUCCCCAACCUGUGAUGAUUACGAGUCUGCUACACCUUCUAUUUCUACUCCCGUUCUUAGACUCAUGGGAAAAAACUUGGUGGUAAACAAAGACAAAGAUGUGUGUGCUGAAACAGGGCCUGCCCCCUCAAGUAUCAUGAAUGACCAUGUACAUCCAUUAUCUAGGGUUGAUAAUGGUGUAACGUCUAAGAAGAUUCACAAUGAGGACCAUUCAUUGCGUCAUCAUACGGUUUCUCAAGUUCCCAUCACCUUUGACCAUUUGCAUUUUGAUGUCAGUUCGUCAAAUGGUUCUGUAAACCACAGCAAUCGCCGGACACAACUAUUGUCUCCUCGUCCAUUGAUGCCCAUGCUUUCAAAUAAGAAUAUUGGUUGGAGUUUCCCAUCAUCGAUGGGGUGUCGUGAAUGCAAGGGCGGGUGCAACUUGACCCAUGAACAAGUGGGAUCCAGGAUUAGAGUGGGUACUCCAAUAACCGAUGAUAACGAGAAAGUGCGUACUUCUUCUGUCACCAAUCAGAGUGUAGAUCCUUGCUGCAGGGCCAGAACAGAAAUAAUUGUUAUUGAUGAUGCACCAGAGAGUGAAGCUGUUUCCGUAAUUAAAUCAACAUGUAAUGAGGGAAAUACGAAAGUUGGGGGAUCCACAGUUGGGAUUCUGGCAUCAAUGGGAGAUUCAAGGCAUCUGAAUCCUCUAUAUCAUCAUCUACCACAGGGAUACUCUUUGUGUCGUGGAUCUCCAAUUGUUCAGAGUGCAAGUUUUCAAGUGCCAACCUCCAAGGUAACGAGUGCAAGUCCAGUUAAAUGGAAUGGCACCCCUGGGGGUUCAAGUGCAUUGCAUUCAAAUUCGAUAACAGCUUCAUCAACCUGCAAAGAUCACGUUAGUUCUACGCUGUAUUCUUCCCCUCACUUUUCAUGAUCAACAGGUAUUACUUGGCAGGGGUCACUGCACGUACUGGGAUUUGCAUCGAGAAUAUUCUGGGACAUCUCUACGUGUUCCCGGCCAAAUGACUGCCAAAACAUGGGUGCUCAAAGUCGAAUCAAAUGACAUACAUAAAAUAUAGUCUGACAAAGGAGAACAAGCAUAAGUUGCGCAGAUGAGUUUUAAAUUUAGUUUCCCUUGUUAACCUUUCUACUUAUACUUCAAUAUAGAAGCACUGUAAGUAUGAUAGUUUUAAAACCGUUUUUAAGGCUUUUUUCUUAUAUAAGCGCAAAAACUUACCUGGAGGCUUCAACAACGAGUUACCAUUAUGCUUGGAAAUUUGAUUUCUUAGCGACUUAAAGCUUAGAAACCUCGGCAUUUAGAAUUGUCGUUGAGCUUGUCUUUAUAGAUAAUGAACUUGGGAUUAGCAUUCUUCUUUA